Messenger RNA from Eimeria mitis, 441 nucleotides. RefSeq lists its product as uncharacterized. Gene Ontology annotation, biological process: translation. The coding region runs from base 1 to 441 and encodes 146 amino acids. The transcript is spliced from 2 exons. Gene Ontology annotation, cellular component: ribosome. Gene Ontology annotation, molecular function: structural constituent of ribosome. The record is from RefSeq and is a predicted model, not a curated record. Lineage: Eukaryota; Apicomplexa; Conoidasida; Eucoccidiorida; Eimeriidae.
AUGCAUGCAGAGGCAGCAGAAGCAAUUGCUGCUGCUGCUGCUGCUGCUCCUGCUGCUCCUGCUGCUGCUGCUACUGCUGCUGCAGGUGGUGGGGGAGGAGGAGGGGGAGGCGGAGGUGGGCUUGUGGGUGCAGCAGCAAGUGCAGCAACGGCAACAGCAGCAACUGCAGCAGCAGCAGCAGCAGCAGCAGGAGGGGGAGCAGCAGCAGCAGCAACAGCAGCAGCAGCAGCAGCAGCAGCAAAUAUAACAGAGCAGCUAAAUAAACGUUUGCUUCCUGUCUUGGUGGUUGUGGUGGGGGAGGAGGAGGGGGAGGCGGAGGUGGGGUUGUGGGUGCAGCAGCAAGUGCAGCAACGGCAACAGCAGCAACUGCAGCAGCAGCAGCAGCAGCAGGAGGGGGAGCAACAGCAGCAGCAACAGCAGCAGCAGCAGCAGCAAAUAUAA